GACAAACUCAGUAGCUGAGAAACUUUUAAGAAAUAUUUGACUUCAUAUUACAAGUUUUGGUACUUAAAUAAUUUGAUUAUUGCAAACAUAAUGUUAGUAUCAAGAAAUCAAAUUCAUCGCGUUUUUUUUUACCGAUAGUCUAUUUUAUUAGAAUUAAUAUUUCAUAAACGUAAUAAAACUGUGUACUAUUUUCACUUCGCUUCUAGAUUUCCUAACAUUAAUUUCAAAUGAAAUGAAUUUAGUAAACCCGUUCGUUACUUUUUAAAUUUGUGACCGUUAAAUACCAUGUAAAAUACUAACCAGUUAGAUGUUGGUCACACUGACAAAAACAGUGCUGCCCAUGCCUUGCUUAUCAAAGUUAGAGGCGGGCAAUUCAAAAUUUGAUUUCUAACCGACUGAGCUCUUAAAUACUAUAUAAAAUAAUCAGAAAAACAUAAACCGUAAUCUGUGUUCAGUCCAAAGUGCUGCAAAACGCAUUUACAAAUGCACAGCUGCAAAAGUGGCACUGAUAAGGCACUAAAAAUCCACAUAUUAAUGCGUUUCAGUUUCUGAUAAUAAGCAAAUAUUUAUAACAAAGUCAGGGCGACGGGGGGUCGCGAGCGUUUUGAAUAUGACGCGUGACCGAUCAUCGCUGCUUAUCAAAUUGGCAUUUCCGAGAGCCGAAAGCUUUCUAGCCCGAAAUCUGAGCGACAAGUGCACAAACAAAUAGCCUGCCGUAAACAAACACGGGGGAAAAAUUUGGCUGACUUGCAAAUACAUUGAUGUUUUCUCUUUCUUUAUUAAUUUUCUACAUAUAUGUAUCUAUAUAAUUCCGAACCGGUUGGCAGAAAACAUAUUUGAAUACCUCGCCUGAAAUCCUUAUAAAUCAUGCGAUUCGAAAAACCGGUUCGUUUUUAAACGGUCCACACAAUGCGCGCGCUGCAAAAAAAAGAAAAGAAGGAAAAAAAUAAGAAACAAGAAAUAUAUAGAGUAAACGCUGGUUCCUCCAAAUAGUUUGACUACGUAGGUUGGCGGACUCUCAUUCUGUGAUACGAAGUGUAGAGUGUGUGAACUCGGCUCUUUUUCACCCGAAUCUCUGUGUGUGUGCGUGUGAGCGGCCCACCACCAAAAGCGGGCUGUGUGUUGUAUUUUUGUUAUUUCCCUACCGACGCUCCAAGCAAACGGAACGCUCGAACAGAAGCGGAGAGAAUCAUAUAGAAAUUUGAGAGAAAAGAAAUAAAAGGAGCCAAAUACUCAGCCCCCUCGGAGCCGUACGAAAAAAGCACGCGCGUCAUCGUAAAAACGUGCUACUAAAUCGAAGGAAACCAAAGUAAUUGCCACCGAAAUUAUUACAUAAAACAAAGAACGAAGGAUUUGACCAACCAUCUAAUUACCAUGACCGAUGUCAGUGCAAAUAGUCUGGAUGUUUCGGUAGAUGUGGUCUGGCCAUCGAUUAUUGUCCUGGCCAUGCUGGUGAUAAACGGCUUCGUCUUUGCCUACAUCAUGCGAAAGCGGCGGGAGUGCAAGAAUCAGGAGGAGGAGCUACAACAACAACCUGUUUCACACAGAACUUAUGCGGCCACCAGUCAAGUGGCCACUAGUUCACCCACGGAUCAGGAGGAUGAUAGCUGUGCCAUCGAAAUGGAACGACUUUAGGAUUAUGAUUAUUAAUCGCCAUCAAUCGCAGUAGUAACUAUAGCUUUGAGAUACUCAUCCAUUAUCGUCCAAGCUCUCAACUGCAACGAAGUUUCCUAAGCUAAAAAGAAUUAUAUCUCUUGCUAAUUAAAGAGAGAUUGAGAUAUACAAAACGUAUACGUCGAGUGCCUGGAUUGCACGUGCAUUUAAUUACGGUUUUUAAGUUGUUAACUCUAUAUAUUUCGCAAUUCAUUUUCUACAAAAGUAUAUAAAUAAAAAUGUGUGAAUUUUAUCAUGCCAUAUCGAGAA
Messenger RNA from Drosophila eugracilis, 1923 nucleotides. RefSeq lists its product as uncharacterized. Lineage: Eukaryota; Metazoa; Arthropoda; Insecta; Diptera; Drosophilidae. Bases 1375 to 1635 code for a protein of 86 amino acids. The transcript has a single exon. The record is from RefSeq and is a predicted model, not a curated record.